UAAAGUCACCGGCCUGGAGUGACGGCUGAAGAACCAGGCGGGAUUCCAGCAGACAAAGUGAGAGAGCAGAUUCCCGACAAGACUCUCCCGAGCUCCAGCAAUGGCUUCGUGGUGUCGGAAAUGUGGGCAACAGGUGCCCAGGAACCCACCCUUCACCGGCGUCCGAAUCACGGAAGGAGAAAUGAAAUCUUACCAUGAUUUUAUACGAGGGUGCAUUAAGCUGGAGCGCAUGGCGAGGAAAGAUGAAAUCAUGCAGCAGGAGAUACGACCGCUGGUUGCAGUGGAUAUAAUAGAGCAACUCCACAGGCAAUUUGCCAUCUUAUCAGGAGGAAGGGGGAAGGAUGGGGCGCCCAUUAUAACCUUCCCAGAAUGUGCAGGAUUCAGCGACAUACCCGAUGAGGAUUUUCUGAAUGUGGUCACAUAUCUAACCAGCAUUCCCAGUCUUGAGGCUGCCAGCAUCGGAUUCAUCAUCAUCAUAGACAGACGACGGGACAAAUGGAGUGCAGUCAAGGCAUCGCUGACACGAAUAGCAGGAGCGUUUCCAGGGAACCUGCAGCUGGUGUUUGUGCUGCGGCCCUCCCGCUUUAUCCAGAGGACAAUCGCUGACAUCGGCAUUAAGCUCUAUCGGGAUGACUUUAAAAUGAAGGUACCGAUCAUCAUGUUGAACUCGGUCUCUGAUCUACACGGGUACAUCGACAAAAGUCAGCUGACACGUGAGCUGGGAGGAACCCUGGAGUACGGGCACAGCCAGUGGAUCCAUCACCGAACCGCUAUUGAAAACUUUGCAAUGACAGUAAAAACAACAGCACAGAUGCUACAGACCUUCGGAACAGACCUAGCAGAGACUGAACUUCCCAACGAUGUGAAGUGCACGGAGGAGCUCCUCUCAGCCCAUACUGAGCACCACAGCAAGCUGAAGGAUGAGCUGAAACUAGCAGUGAAGCAGGGGGCCACCCUGCUGACAUGCAUUAGGGAGCCGGUCACCCGGAGCGCCAACAGCAAACUCAGUCCAGAUGAACUGGAAAAUGUGGCAACGGUGGAAAGGUUGUUGGCUCAGUUGGAUGAAACAGAAAAGGCUUUUGAUCAAUUUUGGACCAAGCAUCACUUAAAAUUAGAACAAUGCCUGCAGCUUCGGCACUUUGAACAUGAUUUUAGAGAGGUGAAACUGGUGUUGGAUAAUCUCAUGGAAGCACAAGCAAGUUUUGCUGACAUUGGAGACAGUGUGACCCGAGUGGAGAACUUCCUGAAAGAGCAAAAACAACUGGAAGAAAAAGGACAGGAGCCUUUGGAGAAGGCCCAGUCUCUAGCUCUCCAUGGAGAACAGCUCAUCCAAAACAACCAUUAUGCAGUUGACUCCAUUAGACCAAAGUGUGUUGAACUCAGGCGUAUUUGUGAUGACUUUACCAAUGAAACCAAGAAAAAGUACGAUAUUUUGGGGAAGUCUCUUGAACUGCAUAAGCAGUUAGAUAAGGCAAGCCAAUGGUGCGAAGCUGGAAUCUACCUCUUAGCUUCCCAAGCUGUGGACAAAUGCCAGUCACAAGAGGGAGCUGAAACAGCACUUGUUGAAAUUGAGAAGUUCCUGAUGACAGCUAAGGAACACCAGUUGUCUAACCCUAAAGAGUUCUACAAUCAGUUUGACAUGAUCCUCACCCCAGAAAUAAAGGCCAAUGCCCAGAAAAUACUACAGAAGCUGGAAGAUGUACAAGAAAUGUUUGACAAGAGGCAAGUGAGUCUGAAGAAGCUGGCGGCCAAACAGACUCGGCCAGUGCAACCUGUUGCCCCACAUCCUGAAUCUUCCCCGAAGCGAGGCUCGCCGAAGACUACUAGACCCGCCGGAGUAGCUACCAACAGGAGAUCCACAGAAAUUUCCUGCCCUCCAAAGUCCAUCUCCGAGGUAGAGUUAUCAAAAAAGAAAAAUGUCAAGAAGACUAAAGGCGGAAUCAAGAUUGAAGUGAUGCACGAAGCGAGCCAAGGAGGGUCGAGCAGAGUGCUGGUGAUGAGCGAAAGCGAUGAGAACCUGUCCACGAGGAGGAGCCACAUAAUCAAUGAGCUGAUAGAAACAGAACGGGUUUAUGUAGAAGAACUUCAAAGCAUAAUAGAGGGGUAUGCUUCAGAAAUGGAUAAUCCCAAUUUAGUGCAUCUGAUCCCAUCCGCGCUUCAGAACAAGAAGGACGUCCUUUUUGGAAACCUCCCAGAAAUCUAUGAAUUCCACAACAGGAUUUUCCUUAAGGAGAUAGAAAAUUGCAUUGAAAAUCCUGAGCUUCUUGCCCGAUGCUUUUUGAAAAGAAAAGAAGACCUCCAAAUAUAUGAAAAAUACUGUCAGAACAAACCAAGAUCCGAAGCUCUCUGGAGACAGUGUGGCGACAGCAUCUUUUUUCAGGAAUGUCAGCGUAAACUGGACCAUAAGCUCUCACUAGAUGCUUAUCUUUUAAAACCAGUCCAGAGAAUCACCAAGUACCAGUUAAUAUUAAAGGAAAUGUUGAAAUGUAGCAAGAACUCAGAAGGUACCGCUGAACUGGAAGAGGCCCUGGCCACCGUGCUCGAUAUCAUCAAAUCAGUUAAUGACUCCAUGCACCAGAUAGCAAUCACAGGAUAUGAGGGGGAUGUCAGUGAGCUUGGUAAGCUCUUGAUGCAAGGUUCCUUCAACGUGUGGACUGACCACAAGAAAGGACACAACAAGGUGAAGGACUUGGCUAGAUUCAAACCAAUGCAGAGACACCUGUUUCUCUAUACGAAGAUGCUGCUAUUCUGCAAGAAACGGGAGGAGAACACAGAUGGCCAUGAGAAGACAGCUUCAUACAGCUUUAAAAAUUCCUUAAAGAUGAGCACUGUGGGCAUUACAGAAAACGUAAAAGGGGAUAACAAGAAAUUUGAGAUCUGGUAUAAUGGCAGAGAAGAAGUCUAUAUCAUUCAGGCAUCUUCUGUUGAGCUGAAAAACACAUGGAUUUCCGAGAUUCGCAAAGUCCUGACGGGACAGCUGGAAGCUUGUAGAGAAGCAAGCCAGCUACACCAAAGAAUCACCGAGAGUGUGUACCAUGCACCAAUGAAUCCCUCCAAUCUAACCAGGUAUAGCAGGAAGUCAUCGAGUCUAUAUGAAAAUAAAUCAGAGACACCCAGCGUAGAAGCAUCGAACAACAAAAACAGAAAUUCCAGUCCAAGCGCCAGGCAAAAGAGAGUUGAUGCUUCCACCAGCCUUAACCUUGAGCGCACAGCGCUUGCUAGAAAGCGAUUCACAUUGCAAGGUCUUUCCAACCGCAGAGCUCCUCCCAAAGAUCCAGAAUCUAAGGAAAGAGAAGUUACCCGUCGCUUUUCCCUAGCCUCCUCCAUCAGCACCACAGCUAAUACAUCUGCUGUGACCAAAGGUCCCCUUGUUCCUGCAGUUAAAGUCAAGAGACAUGAAAUAAAGAGUGACCCAACUCCCCUGGGGUUUGAAGAUGCUUUUGAGAACACCAUAUUGGCCCAGACUAAGUGUAGUACCGGUUCCACCACAAGACCAGUACCUAGAUCUGCUUCACAGACAGGUUGGCCCAGCAGGCAGAUGCCAUCUCUAGACACGUUUGAAGAUUUCGAAGCCAUCCCCUCCAGCACAGAUGAACUCUCCAACUCUUCUGACAUGGAGGAAGAGACCAACCCUAACAAUGGGACCAAUCUCUUCCGGGUAGAAGGCAGUUUUGACAGCUGCUUCCCAGAUUCUCUUACACUAGAGGAUGGAGAUUUAGUACAGUUUGUGCAGGAAGGAGAAAAUGGGCAAUGGUUAGUGAAGAAACUGGUUUCCGAGAAGAGCGAGUGGGUUCCCUCCAGUAUAUUGCAGCCAGCAGAGGGGGACAGUAACAACAUAAUUAAGAACAGCAAUGCAGAUAUGUACCAUGACUCCUGCAGCAUGGCCUCAGUAGAGUCAGAAACCAAGGAGAGCGAGGUGGCCAGGAGCUUACCAGCAGAACAGAGGGCCGGCAGCUGAGCUGCAGGAUCACCCUUCCUCAGGACUCCAUCCAUCUCUGUUUUGGGUGGACACUGGAUCAAAGUUGCCUUUCUCACAAGCUCUGAGCUUCACAAUCCACUACAACUUCAUCAGCAUGAGAACUGUGGCCUCCAGCUGGCAAACGGGGAAAAAAGAUCUCAAAAGGAGCAUCAAACAUCCAGAGAGCAUCAAAAGCCACCUUCAGUAUUAUAGGAAAAAAAUGCUUCUUGCAUUGUUUAUCAAACUGUUUCAGAAGAUGUGGCCUAAAUUAGGUCAACAGUAGAGCUGAAGAGUUACUAUGCACGCACCUAUUGGCAACUUUGCUUAAACACCAAGUUACUGCAGAGGGACAUACGUAGGGUUGCAAGUUCUUGCUCUACCAUGGGGUCGCCUGGAGGCUUUUCCAUUUGCUUGCCUCAGUGGCUGUGCCUUCGCCACCCUCCUUAAUUCCAGUGGAUGCGUCACAAAUGUGCCCUUCGUGCUGAUGGUCAACACCAAAACCAUCACAUUCUAAGGUGGUUGUGGAACGAAGACUUGGUCCAAUGACUUGGACCCUCAGAGAGGCUUCAAGCAGUGAUAACGUGACUAGUUUAAAAAUGGCACAGUGAACAACCCGUUGCCCACAGCGUUGUCUUGGGAUGAUGCAAGGGGCAAGUCCCAGCUAUGAGGUGGAGGUGCAGGGCUUAGCAGGGAAGAGUGUGACAGCUACUGUGACAAAGAAUACUUGGAACUCUUUUUACAAUAUAAGUCAUUCCUCCGCUCCUCUCUGCAGUCUGUGGUUGCUGGAUCAGAUUCCUUCACAUUUGGUGCUGAGAAAUUCAUUGAAUGCCAUUUAAUGUCAUAUGUUGGAGUAGACUGCAUGCUUUCACUGUGUGCUGGCUAUGGAGUAGAUACAUUUCAUCCCCUUUAAGGAAUAUACUUAAGCAUUACAAAUAGGCAGUGAGCAUUAGAUGCUCCAGUGAGUGGAUAAAGUGUUGUUGUUAAAUACUUUUUUUUUCCAGGACAUUUGAUUCAAGGACUGUACCAAAUCUCUGCCACUUAAGGAUGUAAUAUAUAAUAUAAAGUGGUUACAGAUGUUAUUAUUCCUAUAUAAGCCAUUAGCUCGUUUGGAGCAGUUCUGAAGGCAUGAAAGCAUUUUGAUGGUAAGUGGGGUUUCAGUCCCACAAAAGCUGCUAGUACUUUAGCAAAGAUAAAUAUUGACCAAGGAUUGCAAAUAGGUAAAUAUCAGCCAGGAGCCUAGAAAUUCAAGAGUCAGUGGUUAUUUUUCCCUAUUAGAGACCUUUUGUUUAACCUUGAGGCUAGUAAUGCUAUAUGUAAAUAAUAAAUGUGGCAAAAGCACUAAAAACAGAGAUGAAGCAAAACCAAAAAAAAAAAACACUUUAGUAAUUGAGCAUCUGAGUGAAAUAGCAGGAGCCUGUAACGUUUCUGUUACCCUCUGUGCAGGGACCUGAAUGUUUUUCUUUGCACUGUGGUGGGGCUAGAAUGGUUAAUUCUCAUGAGUAAAGUUCUUCUAACCCUUAAAUAAUAUCUAAUCUCCAUGAUUUCAGAUGCUUUCUGUUCAUGACAAAAGCAUCUGAGAAUCCUGGAAGUUAAUCUUGUCCUGCAGAGGAAAGAGCUUGUCCAUCUUGUCCUUGUUAUUUACCCAAAAAUGACACCUUGGCUCUCAGGAACCUGACACGCGUUAAGGGUUACUGCAAUUAUGGGAGCACCUCAAGGGAAGAGUCCUUCCAGUCCCCCAAGGAAAUGUGCAGUCACAUUUUCUUGCAGUGCAAUCGUUUUGUUCUCUUCAUAAAAUGACUUCAUUUUGGUUCCUCUAUUGAUGUCAGCAAUUUUUGCACGGUCUCAUAACGGUGCUCCUGUCCCCCC
Molecule: messenger RNA, 5824 nt
Organism: Nothoprocta perdicaria
Lineage: Eukaryota; Metazoa; Chordata; Aves; Tinamiformes; Tinamidae
Gene: MCF2L2
Product: MCF.2 cell line derived transforming sequence-like 2
Exons: 34
Coding region: 101-3958 (1285 amino acids)
Biological process (GO): intracellular signal transduction
Cellular component (GO): cytoplasm
Molecular function (GO): protein binding; guanyl-nucleotide exchange factor activity
Source: RefSeq, a predicted model, not a curated record